Messenger RNA from Hymenoscyphus albidus, 2584 nucleotides. NCBI's taxonomy places the organism in Eukaryota, Fungi, Ascomycota, Leotiomycetes, Helotiales, Helotiaceae. The record is from the annotation of a GenBank genome assembly.
AACCUUUGCUCUACCCAUUUUCUCUUUGCGCUUUUGCACUGCGCAAGACGAUCGCACAAUCACUUGUCUUGUGUUCGAAUUCAUUCGUACUUGAUCGCAUUGAGAAUAAAUUGGCAUCGUUCUCUGCCAAUAUUGGCGCAUUACCCCCCUCACCCCACCUACUUCUUCUUCCUUCGUCUCUUCGGUGGAAUACUCGUACCGCAAGACCUCGCAAGACCACUCGCAAGCCCUCUCGCACGAUCUCCCACGAAACGUCGAUGAAAAGAGAAACAAUCGGAAUUCUGUUCAUCUCCCGUCCUGCGAACUUGCGCAAUCACAUUGCGCCUACAUCUGUCUUGCGCCUCAGCACUGCCAGCAAUCCCCGCUGCAAGCGUAGCGCUGACCUGAGUGUCCUCACACAACGACGAAAUCAAAGUGAUCAUUCUUCCACAUUCACCCAGGUCCAGCAUCGUUACUCCUUGCGCGAAUCACUACGAUCUACAACUUGUCAAAACCCCCUGCAAAGUAAAUCCUUGUCUCAUUUGCGAGUAUCGCGACAACCUAUUUACAGCAUCAAGACAUCUGGAAAGCCCUUUACAGCGCAUCCAACCCUCUCAGCUCCUUUACAACGCGGCUAUAGUUCCUGGUCUGCCGUUGCGAUUGUGUCUUUCGUUGCGCUAUUAUACGCAUACUUUCCCGACAAUAGCGAACUUUACAAGGAGGAAAAGUACCCCUCAACAGACUCGAAAGCCGCACCUGAAGUCCUACAAAUUGAAGAAUUCUGCGAAUACAUCAUGGCACAAGAAAACCAGGCUGGAAGAGUGGGGAACCUGACCCCAGAACAGGAAGAAAAACUAAAGUUACUAUGGAUCGCAACAUUGAGGGUCUUUGGAAUAGCAGAAAACGAAGUCGUUGAAGUGGACGAUAGCGUUGUCAAAGAGGAGUCAGAAAACGGGAAGAAGCCCAAGAAGAAGAGAUCUCUAUUUCGAAGAAGUGGCAAAGAUAGCGCAGUUACGAAAUCGGAAUCAGGACCAGUAACUCCUACAGGAUCUGGGGAGGAUGACAAGUACGGGCAGACGAAGGAAUUCCACGAAGCAUUGGCGAGUCAAUCACCGGAAUCCCUUAGAGCUACUUUCUGGGGUAUGGUGAAACAUGAUCAUCCCGAUGCGCUUCUAUUGAGGUUCUUGCGCGCAAGAAAAUGGGAUGUUGACCGGGCGCUGAUAAUGAUGGUAUCUACAAUGAAAUGGAGGUCAAAAGAUCUUCAUGUGGAUGAUGAUCUCGUGAAGAAUGGCGAACUUCAAUUCUUGGAGGAUGCAAACAGUAAUGACCCCGCGAGAAAGAAGAUGGGAGAGGAUUUCCUGAGUCAAAUGAGAAUGGGAAAAAGCUUUUUCCAUGGUCUGGAUAAGGAGGGAAGACCGAUGUGUUUCGUACGAGCUAGACUUCAUAAACAAGGAGAGCAGAGCGAAGAGAGUUUGGAGAAAUAUACCGUCUUCACGAUAGAAAUUGGGAGAAUGGUUGUUGUGCCUCCUGUAGAUACUGCAGUAGGUUUUGUCCAUUUCCACAGAAACAAUGCUUUACUGAUUUAUCAUAGUGCAUCAUAUUCGACCUAACAGGAUUCUCCAUGGCAAAUAUGGACUACGGCCCCGUCAAAUUCAUGAUUAAGUGUUUCGAAGCAAACUACCCAGAAAGUCUAGGUGUAGUACUAGUCCAUAAAGCUCCCUGGAUCUUCCAAGGUCAGUACAAUCUCCAAACUCAUAAUUCAAAUCUAACAAAAAAAUCUAGGAAUCUGGAAAAUCAUCCGUGGCUGGUUAGACCCUGUAGUAGCCUCCAAAGUGCACUUCACAAACACCAACCUCGAAAUGGAAGAAUUUGUCCCUCGCUCAAACAUAAUCAAAGAGCUAGGCGGCGACGAAGACUGGGAGUACAAAUACAUAGAGCCCUCGCCAACUGAAAACGACCUCAUGAAAGACACUGCGACGCGCGACAAACUGCUUGCCGAGCGCGAAAACACGGUCAAAGAAUAUGAGAAGGCGACCAUGGAUUGGAUUGCCCUAGCAGCAGCGGAUGCGACCAAGGUUAAAGAGGAAAGAAGUAGACUUGCGACGAACCUGAAGGAUGGGUAUUGGGUAUUGGAUCCAUAUGUUAGGGCAAGAUCUUAUUAUGAUCGUGUGGGACUGAUUAAAAAGGGGGAACGGCCGGCGUUUUACCCACAGAGGGCGGAGGUUUCUCCUACGCCUGUUGUUGCGACUGCUCCUCCUGCUGUCAAUGGCGCAAAACCAGCAGAGACAUCGCAGACGGAUCUGGAUUAGAGGAUGAGACUAGAUUCGAGAUGAGGGGUGGAGAGCGAAAUUAGUAAUGCGCAUCAAGAAAUAGAUGUUUGAUGACUUCGGGCGUUGCUCUGGUUGGUAUUUUGGAAUAGAAGGGUAUCUCAAAGAGUCAAGAUGAGCACGAGGGGGCUCAUCAGUGGAUGGUUUAGUCUCAAGAAAGCGAGAAAGAAAGAGAUUUGCAUAAUGAACGAAUGGGCGUCUCAAGCGAAUUACAGUAUAUAUGAAGUAGCUUUUUUGGAAUACGAGAAUCACCACUUUCUUUCAAAUCAACAUACUAG